Herpailurus yagouaroundi (jaguarundi) is the source of this 2521-nucleotide messenger RNA. Its product is annotated as zinc finger protein 215-like. The transcript is spliced from 8 exons. Bases 619 to 1683 code for a protein of 354 amino acids. Lineage: Eukaryota; Metazoa; Chordata; Mammalia; Carnivora; Felidae. The record is from RefSeq and is a predicted model, not a curated record. Gene Ontology annotation, biological process: regulation of DNA-templated transcription.
CCCUGAGCCCUGGGAGAGCACGUUCUUUCCCACACUCUUUGUCCUGCACGGGUCUCUGGGCCAGUCCUGAGGGGCCCUGAGCAGGCAAGUGGAGAGGAGCUGAGCAGGGCCGCCCCGCCCCUGCCCAGCGGGAAAGCAGCCGCCAAGUCUGACAGGGCCAGAGGGACAGUCCCAUGCUGGUGAGGCUCAGAAGGGACCUCCUGCUCUCAGCUUAGAUGUGGGGUGGUAAUCUGGGGCCGGCCAGGUGGCAGCAGAUCAGAAUGGAUCCGGAUCAGGAUGGAGAUGGGAAUGAGGAUCUCACUGCUGAGCCUCUAGGCGCCCAGCCAGCACAGCACAGAAGCGCCUCGGGUCUUGGGGCUCACGUGAGCUGUCUAGGAGCCCCUGAGAUGGGUGUGGGAGGCACAGAUCCACGCAGAGGACCAGAGAAUCAUCCCGACCACUGCUGGCACUUUCCAGGCCAUUUCCUAGCUGACAACCACUCUGAAUUAUGUGACUGCCUCCUGCCACCUGCAGCCUGAGGAUCAUUUUAUGACUGAUGACUCUGCAGGGCUUAGCCCCUACCACCAGCCCACCCCAUGAUCAGGAAUCCAGGCCCCUGUGUCUCUGCUGCUCUGAAGUAUGAAGUUCUGUGAUCCUCUGAUCUUCCUUUCAACUGUCAUAGACCUUUUCCUGUCCUGGGUUUCCGUAUCCUGUUUUCAUCUGCUACAAUUCCACCCACCAUCUUCCACACCAGUGUGUUCUGUAGCAGCCUGCCUUUUAGAGUAUCUCCAUCCUAUGAAGGGCCAAGCUGUAAAGAUGGUGCACGUGACAGACGUUUUGGCUAUCUUGAAGAAUCCCCAGCUCUUCCACCUACAUGAUCAAGAAGAGAAUCCAGAAACCAUCCCCAUAAGAAGUCCAGGGGCUCUGAAAGCUUCUCAUCAAACGCUUAGGCAUUUUCAGUAUCUUCCAGUGACUGGGUCUCACCCGGCUGUGAGCCAAAUCCAGGAGCUCUGCCGGCAAUGGCUGCAGCCCGAGACCCACACCAAGCAGCAGAUGAUGGAACGACUGGUGCUGGAACAGUUUCUGAGCACCCUACCGGAGGAGGUGCAGACCUGGGUGAGGUCAAAACAGCCUAAGAACAGCAAGGAGGCAGGAGCCCUGGUGGCCGGCUUGAUCCAAGCAUGUGGGGAGAAAGGUUUCCCUGCUCAGGACUUUGUCCUUGCCGAAAAGAGGAACACCAAAAAACAAAAGAAGGACACAGAGAUGUCUGAAAACCCCUUAUCUGCUGGACCCCAGGAGUUGGUGACUUUCCAGGAUGUGGCUGUGGACUUCAGCCUGGAGGAACUGACCUACCUUAGUGCUGCUCAGAGGAAUCUCUACCGGGAGGUGAUGCUGGAGAAUUACAGGAACCUGGUCUCCUUAGGGUACCAGUUCUCUAAACCCGACAUUAUCUCACAGCUGGAAGAGGAGGAGUCACAUGUAAUGGAGGAAGACAGCGAUACAGAGAUGCAUCCCGAUCCUAGGGACCCUUCCAGGGAAGACCAGAGACAGCCGGCUUACCAGGGGCCUUGCAGUCAUAAGCCCAGAACAUCAACCGGUUUACCAGGGGCAUCGCAGUCACAAGCCCAGAACCAUGCCCUGCUCUUCAGAGACCCUCUACUGGUGGAGAAGGAAAGAGCGAAGCCACUCUUGAAAGACAUUUGAUAUCUUGCAGCUGAAUGCACUCUUCCAGAGACAGGUAAGUACAGUACUUACGCUUGGUGAGAUACCCAAUUAUGGUGCCGUGUCCUCCUUUGACUAAAAGGUGGCUUGUCCACCAUUCCUUCUCAUGCCUCAAGGAUUGGAAAUGUUCAGAGUCAACUCAUUGCAGAGAUUCCAGAAGACAAUACUUUAGUCUCAGUUUUGUAUUUUCUGAGAUAAAGUGAUUUGGCUUUUCCAUAGAUUUUAGCAGCUGCCUCAUACAAUUCCAAUAGUUUCAAUGUUUUUGCUUAAGUUAUCCAUUCAUUGAUUCCACCAGCAAAUCUUUGUUGAGUGCCUACUAUGUGCUAGGCACUGCUCUGAGCACUGCUGAUAGUGUAGUGAACAAAACAGACCAAAGCCCUUUCCUCAUGAAACUUACAUUCUGGUGGGAAAGUCAUACAAUGUACAAAGUUCAUGAAGUACAUAGCAUGUCUAGUGGUGAUAAAUGGAAUGGAGAAUUAUAUAGCAUGUCUAGUGGUGAUAAGUGCAAUGGAGGGGAGUGUUGGCUUCAGGCAUGGCUGAAUCUAGCAGAUUCAGUGAUAUCAGACUAUAAAAGCUUGGAAAGGAAUAGAGAAUGCCUGGGUAUUUUUGCCUCUCUGCCCCCAGAUCUGUAAGGGAAUUUGAGUCCAAAGAAUAAGCAAUGGCCCAGGAGGCUUGACUUUCAUAAGCUGAGUGAGAAGGACCCAAGGAGUUAAAUCUUGAUAUUUUCCAGGCAGAAAGAAAAUAAUAGCAAAAUCAUGAUAAUAAUAAUCACCAUCAUCACCAUCAUCACCACCAUCACCAUCACCAUCAUCAUUACCAC